AGCACACGGAGCGCAUCCAGGAUGGCAGGGAUUACUCUGAUCCUCUUGUUUCUCAUGGUCCCUCUUUUCAACACAGAGGAGCAUGCUGGUAAUGAGCUGUACACUCUCAUCGAAAAGGGCCAGAGCAGCUUUGUGGAUCCAAGUCAGAGCAACCAGAGCAGGCUGGUGCUCAAGGAGCCGUCGCUGCCCAUCAACGAACUCCUGGAGAAAAGCACCAAGACCAGCGAGUCCAAAUUCACGCUCCACCCUCUACCUGCUGCCGUGUGGCCCAAGCACAGCGACCUGGCCCCCAUCCCUCGCCAGCACAUCCCCCACAACAAGAGCAAGAAGGGCCCCAAGAGCGACCGGCUGGUGGAGCACAACAGUGAGAAGUCCAGGGAAGUCGUGGGUCUGCUUCCUAAAACCCAGCUGACUGGGGUCGUCGGCGCCGCUGCCGCCGCCGCCGCCACCAACCGCACAGCGGUGAGGACCGGCCAGGAGAGCCAGUCCAACAUCAGCCCCCCUCAGCAGACCGAGCCUGAGGACAGACACCCCAACGCCAGGCCGAGGACCCCAUCCCACACCCAGGUUCAAACUCAGGCUCAUCAAACGCCCACCUCUCCACGCAGAGAGCCCCCCACCCGCCGGCUGGACCCGGAGGAGAACCGUCCCGGGAAGGCCGGCCUCUACCAGUCCGGCAUCGGCGCGGCCACCAGGAACAACAGCCGCCCGCCGGUCAGCUUCAACCGGCGCUCCUCCAGCCUACUGUACCAGUUUGACAUCCUGAGGCGAGAGUCCGACCUGACCCACGAUGCCUUCUGCCUGAGCGAGUGCAGGAAGGAGAAGGAGGAGAGAGAGCAUUACUGCUACAGCGAGUUCGCCGUCAAUGGGAUUGUCCACGACAUCGAUGUGGUUCGUAAAGGCAUCCGCCUCAUCACGCUGAUGGUCAGCAGCGACGGCUUCUACAAGAUGAGCCGUCUGUACGUCACCCCGGACAGCUUCUUCUUCAGAGUUCGACUCCUGGUCCUGGAUACCUACAAGUGCAGCAAGCCCUGCCCCGACAUCAAACUGGGCACCAGAUACAUCGUGAUGGGUCAGAUCUACCACCGGAGGCGUCACCUCCCCAGUGACCUCCUGAGCCUGCUGGGCGGGAAGCUGAAGCCCGGGGACGGCCUCCUGCGGAGCAACAGCUACGUUAAGAGGUUCAACAAGCGGAGACACCAGAAGGCCGUGGAGGCCACCCGCUCCCGGUGCAGGUGAAGCACAGGCCAGAGCCGGGACUGUCGUUGCCCCUGGCUGCGGGGGAAGAGACUUUGCAGCCGAUGUGAAAUGAUCCCGACCAGACCCUCAGUGUUGAACCAGGCAGAAGAGGAGCGGAGCGAAGCCACGGAUUUACUUUCUAAUGGACUGCUGAGAUGUAUCGCAAUCCUGGCUCACCGAUUUUUAUUUGUUUUCAAAAUCACAAACUCACAGUUUGAUUGAUGAACAACACAAUCAAUUUGAAUUUAUUUGGACUUUUUUUUAAACUAUUUUAAUACUGUGUGUUGGAGUUUUGCAGGAAUGAGUCUUAAAAGUUGAGCAAUUUUCUCAAUUGACUUCAAGUCGAUGUUUUUAGAAAAAUAAGUUUCAACAAUUCCCAUUUAACAAAGGAUCAGCUGAUCUUCAAGUUUAGUUCCACUUCUAUUUUAAAACUUUUUUAUCUACUUGACCAAAACCUUUUGAGCCCAUUUGGAUGGAUGGAGCUUUUGAGAAACAUUUGGAUGAACAAGACUGUGCAGGUCACUGAAAACACCAAACACAUGAUCCACAGCACUGGGAAUUCCCACUGGGAAACUGGGAAGUUUACAAGAACUCCGAAAAGUUAAUGAGAUGUCACAUGCCAGAUGUGGCUCCUCACCUCCUCCGUUUGAUUUAAAGAAAAAUCUUUUUAAUUUUUCUUUUAGUUGCAUCCAUGACCAUGUCUCAAAGGGACUCCUUCACCACAGUUGAAUAUUCCAAAAACGAGAUUUAAAUUAAAGAAUGGUUUCAUUCCUUCAUCACUCUUCUCACAACAGCAGCGAUACUCAAACUCUUCAUUCAUUCAUAGAUGACUUCUAAACUUAAAAAUCGAAAAGGUAUCAAAGUGAGUCAAUGUUCAGUGUUCAGAUUUUACGUGUUUUCCUCUUUUAAACAAAGGUAGCUGGCAGGUUGGGGACAUUUCUUUCUUUUUCUAUGUGUACAUAUUUAAUAAGACUGUAUUUAUCGUUAGUUCAUUGUGAAAUGAAAUCUCUUUUUGUCUUCAAACAUCCAACAACAAUGCGUUAUUGAAUAAUCUUUGGCUUUGGUAAUCCGAUUUCUGUAUGUGACAUAUAGAAAUGGUUCCCAACCUGGGGUCUGGGCCCCUACGGGAGGGGGGCACCAGUGCAGGUGGGGAACCUGAGGAUUUGCUUGCUCAGACUGGUAUCUUCCUGUUGCUUUCUAUUUUUUAUGAAGGCUCCUGCUUUUCUACAGCGACAGUGGAUGUGUUUAGCGUUUUAAGAUUGUAGAGGUGGUCCACUGCCUUUCUCCAAGGCAAUCUAAAAAAAAAAAGGAAACCACUGAUAUUGAGGAACAAGGUUUUUGUCCCACAGAAAAAAAAAAAAAAAAAACAAGAACAUCUAGUUAUCACUGAGCAGAAAUAAUUGAAAUUUUAAUUCUGACUUUGAUUGAUCAUUUUAAUAUAACAUGAAUGGCAAAUAUUUCACAGCAGUGAACGCGAGUGUGUGUUUUCCAGGCCUGAUGUCAGUGCGAGUGAUAUUACUGAGCAGGAAAUGGUCUGUUAAACGGGGAUUUAAGAGCAUGAACAAGCUCAAAUGAACCCAAAGGAGCAGGAAAGCGAUGUGGGAGGAAAAGAGAGUGAGUGUGUCUUCAGAGCAGCUUAUUAACUCUAAACAUGUGUCCGUGAUAAAGCGUGGACUGGGACACACUGGCUGAAUGAGGACAGGGGCGUGGUUCUGUUGGGAGCAUAAAUCAAAUGUCAGGAAUCUGAACCUCUGCACACCUGGACACAAGCCUCAAAGAAAGGCCUCCGCCACAGCUCAGAGCUUUUUUUUCUCUCUCUCGCUCUCUCUGCUUACAUACAAACACAAAGCCCUCCUGGAGAAGCUCAGAACGGGUAUUUAAAGUAUGUAGGCAAGCUCAGAGGAAAGGGAAGCAGAGGCAGAAGCAAGGUGGGGGAUGGAUGAAAAUAAAGAUUGUAAAAAAAAAAAAAGAUGACACAGGAAGAGGAUUGUUGGGAUUGUCUGUCCAAAGGGAGAAAAUGUUAUUUAAUCAAACAGCUGUGUCUUUCCAUGGUAGUUCGACCCUGAGCUCACGCUUCUUAUGAAAGGGAACAGAUUUUGCACUGAAUGCUUGUGAUGCUUUACCAAACAUGAACUCAA
This is a messenger RNA of Salarias fasciatus (jewelled blenny), 3377 nucleotides long. RefSeq lists its product as uncharacterized. The record is from RefSeq and is a predicted model, not a curated record. The transcript is spliced from 5 exons. The coding region runs from base 22 to 1239 and encodes 405 amino acids. Lineage: Eukaryota; Metazoa; Chordata; Actinopteri; Blenniiformes; Blenniidae. Gene Ontology annotation, molecular function: protein binding.